UGUGUGUGUAUGUGUGUUGGUGAAUGUGAGUACGGGGAAGUCGCGGCCGCCAUUUCAGAGAGCUUGCCGACGCUGCCGCAGGGGUGGAUCCUCCGCUGCCGAAGCCGCCGUCCUGAACUCCCGCGCGGGCUUCUCUAAUCCCAUUGUUUCUUUUAGAUUCGCUUGGGCCUAUCCGCACUCGGAGCUCGAAAUUCGGGCUGGGGGGUACUGCGGCCUGGGCCUAGCGGCUUAACAGUAGCAACAGCGGCGGCAGUAGCAACCCCCCUUAUUCCGAAUACGAGCACCGCAGGGGCCCCGAAAGCCCGCACAGGCGUUCAGAGAAAAUGGCAGACGAUAUUGAUAUUGAAGCAAUGCUUGAGGCUCCUUACAAGAAGGAUGAGAACAAGUUGAGCAGUGCCAACGGCCAUGAAGAACGUAGCAAAAAGAGGAAAAAAAGCAAGAGCAGAAGUCGUAGUCAUGAACGAAAAAGAAGCAAAAGUAAGGAACGGAAGCGAAGUAGAGAUAGAGAAAGGAAAAAGAGCAAAAGCCGUGAAAGGAAGCGAAGUAGAAGCAAAGAAAGGAGACGGAGCCGUUCAAGAAGUCGAGAUCGCAGAUUCAGAGGCCGCUACAGAAGUCCUUACUCCGGACCAAAAUUUAACAGUGCCAUCCGAGGAAAGAUUGGGUUGCCUCAUAGCAUCAAAUUAAGCAGACGACGCUCCCGAAGCAAAAGUCCAUUCAGAAAAGACAAGAGCCCAGUGAGGGAGCCUAUUGAUAAUCUGACUCCUGAGGAAAGAGAUGCAAGGACCGUUUUCUGCAUGCAGCUGGCAGCAAGAAUUCGGCCAAGGGAUUUGGAAGAGUUUUUCUCCACAGUAGGAAAGGUUCGAGAUGUGAGGAUGAUUUCUGAUAGAAAUUCAAGACGUUCCAAAGGAAUUGCUUAUGUGGAAUUUGUCGAUGUUAGCUCAGUGCCUCUAGCAAUAGGAUUAACUGGCCAGCGGGUUUUAGGAGUGCCAAUCAUAGUACAGGCGUCACAGGCAGAAAAAAACAGAGCUGCAGCAAUGGCAAACAAUCUACAAAAGGGAAGUGCUGGACCUAUGAGGCUCUAUGUGGGCUCGUUACACUUUAACAUAACUGAAGAUAUGCUUCGGGGGAUCUUUGAGCCUUUUGGAAGGAUUGAAAGUAUCCAGCUCAUGAUGGAUAGUGAAACAGGUCGAUCCAAGGGGUACGGAUUUAUUACGUUUUCUGAUUCAGAAUGUGCCAAGAAAGCUUUGGAACAACUUAAUGGAUUUGAGCUAGCAGGAAGGCCAAUGAAAGUUGGUCAUGUUACUGAACGUACUGAUGCUUCCAGUGCUAGCUCAUUUUUGGACAGUGAUGAACUGGAAAGGACUGGAAUUGACUUGGGAACAACUGGUCGUCUCCAGUUAAUGGCUAGACUCGCAGAGGGUACAGGCUUGCAGAUCCCACCAGCAGCACAGCAGGCUUUGCAAAUGAGUGGCUCUCUGGCAUUUGGUGCUGUGGCAGAAUUCUCUUUUGUUAUAGAUUUGCAAACAAGACUUUCCCAACAGACUGAAGCUUCAGCAUUAGCUGCAGCUGCCUCUGUUCAACCUCUUGCAACACAGUGUUUCCAACUCUCUAACAUGUUUAACCCUCAAACAGAAGAAGAAGUUGGAUGGGAUACAGAGAUUAAAGAUGAUGUGAUUGAAGAAUGUAAUAAACAUGGAGGAGUUAUUCAUAUUUAUGUUGACAAAAAUUCAGCUCAGGGCAAUGUGUAUGUGAAGUGCCCAUCAAUUGCUGCAGCCAUUGCUGCUGUCAAUGCAUUGCAUGGCAGGUGGUUUGCUGGUAAAAUGAUAACAGCAGCGUAUGUACCUCUUCCAACUUACCACAACCUCUUUCCUGAUUCCAUGACAGCAACACAACUACUGGUUCCAAGUAGACGAUGAAGGAAAAUAUAGUCCCUUAUGUACAUAGCUUUUUUUUCUUUCUUGAGAAUUCAUCUUGAGUUAUCUUUUAUUUAGAUAAAAAUAAAGAGGCAAGGGUCUACUGUCA
Balaenoptera ricei (Rice's whale) is the source of this 2022-nucleotide messenger RNA. RefSeq names its product RNA binding motif protein 39 (gene RBM39). The record is from RefSeq and is a predicted model, not a curated record. Gene Ontology annotation, biological process: mRNA processing. Gene Ontology annotation, molecular function: RNA binding. Gene Ontology annotation, cellular component: nucleus. The coding region runs from base 324 to 1916 and encodes 530 amino acids. The transcript has 17 exons. NCBI's taxonomy places the organism in Eukaryota, Metazoa, Chordata, Mammalia, Artiodactyla, Balaenopteridae.